Molecule: messenger RNA, 2230 nt
Organism: Monodelphis domestica (gray short-tailed opossum)
Lineage: Eukaryota; Metazoa; Chordata; Mammalia; Didelphimorphia; Didelphidae
Gene: NOX3
Product: NADPH oxidase 3
Biological process (GO): defense response; superoxide anion generation
Cellular component (GO): plasma membrane; NADPH oxidase complex
Molecular function (GO): superoxide-generating NAD(P)H oxidase activity
Source: RefSeq, a predicted model, not a curated record
AUGCAGUCAGCCUUGGCUUGGGCAAGAGCAUCCGCAGUGUGCCUGAACUAUAAUUGCAUGUUAAUUCUAUUGCCCGUCAGUCGAAAUUUCAUUUCAUUUUUGAGAGGGACAGUCUUUUGUUGCAAAGGACCAUGGAAGAGACAGUUAGACAAAAGCCUCAAGUUCCACAAACUGGUGGCCUAUGCAAUAGCUAUUAAUGCAACUAUCCACAUUGUGGCACAUGUGAUCAAUAUGGAACGCUAUCACGCUAGCCAAUCCAGAGAGGCCGGAGAGCUGCCAAACAAGCUUUCUUACCUUGGCAACAACCCAAAUGAAAGCUACUUGAACCCAAUCAGGAAAUAUGACACAAACAUAAUUACUGAAUUCCUAACCACAAUAGCUGGUGUAACUGGACUGGUGAUCUCUGUGGUUUUAAUUUUGAUCAUAACCUCGUCAGCUGAGAUCAUUAGAGAGGCCUCUUAUGAAUUAUUCUGGUAUAUACACCAUAUGUUUGUCAUCUUCUUCAUUUUUUUAGUUAUCCAUGGAACAGGACAAAUUGUCCGAAGUCAGACACUGGAGAGUUUGAUGAUGCACAAUGUCACCUACUGUAAAGAUCAUUACACUGAAUGGAAAGAAACUACUCAGUGCCCCUUGCCACAGUUUUCUGGCAAUAAACCUUCGGCUUGGAAAUGGGUUUUAGGCCCCAUGGUCUUGUAUAUGUGUGAAAGGAUAAUUAGGUUCUGGCGAUUUCAACAGAAAGUUGUCAUUACUAAGGUGGUAGCUCAUCCGUCUGAAGUCCUGGAACUUCAAAUGAAAAAGCGUGGUUUUAAAAUGGAGCCUGGACAGUACAUCUUUUUGCAGUGUCCUUCCAUUUCCCAUUUGGAAUGGCAUCCUUUCACCCUCACCUCAGCCCCUGAGGAAGAUUUUUUUAGUAUACAUAUACGUGUGGCAGGUGAUUGGACAGAAGCUUUGUUUAAGGUUUUUGGAGCAGAAGAAACAUCAUUUAAAGAGCCCUGGAUGCUCCCAAGACUGUCAGUGGAUGGACCAUUUGGAGCUGCUGUUACAAAUGUUUUUCACUAUCAAGUCAGUGUGUGCAUUGCUGCUGGAAUAGGAGUCACCCCUUUUGCCUCAGUUUUGAAAUCUAUAUAUUAUCAAAGUUGUGCUCCACAUACAGAGCUGAAACUGAACAAGGUUUAUUUCUACUGGAUUUGCAGAGUUCCAUGUGCCUUUGAGUGGUUUGCUGAUCUUUUGUUUUUGCUGGAAGCUCAGAUGGCUGAGAAGGGGAAAACCAAUUUUCUGAGUUAUCAUAUAUUUCUUACUGGAUGGGAUGAAAAUCAGGCUGCCCACAUAGCUUUACACUGGGAUGAAAAUGUUGAUGCAAUUACUGGUCUAAAGCAGAAGACAUUCUAUGGAAGACCUAACUGGAACAAUGAGUUCAGACAACUAGCUUACAACCACCCCAGCAGUAAUAUUGGCGUAUUCUUCUGUGGACCCAAAGCUCUCUCCAAGACUCUUCAAAAGAUGUGUGUCUUAUAUUCAUCAGUUGACCCUAAAGGUGUUCAUUUUAAUUACAACAAAGAAAACUCCUAAGUCAUAUUUCAAAAUUUGUCAUUGUAUGCCUCUACACUGAUAACUUGAUAUUGAUAUGAUAUUUACAUGAUUACAUUGAAUAUGUUUUUAAUAAUGUGUAUGUCUUCCUCUAAUGGAGACCAUCUCUGCAACUUUUUAUCUUGUGUGAUUCUUGUCCAUGACUUCCCAUGCAUCUCCACCCAACAUACUAGAGACCUUACUCUUAUUCUUUUAGCACAGUUGCUUUUAAUUGUCCCCACAUAAUUGAUCUACCUCCUUCAUGGCUACAUAUGUUCUUUUCUAUAUUAAAUGACUUCCAACAAAACACCAACCCUAGAAGUUUUCAGGAUAUAUAUAUUCAAGGUACUCUUAGCAUUGUCUAUUUGGUUACUAAUAAUUUUGACUCUUUUCAGAUAAUAUUGUUCCAAGUACCAAAUUCAUAGCUAGAUAGAAUCACAAAAACAAUUAUUAUGAGUGAAAGGAAUAUUUGUAUCAGCAAGCAGUUUAAAAGAAUCUCCACUUCCAACUCAAAUCUUUACCCACCUACUUGGUGCAAGAUAGAUAUUGCUGAACCAACUCAACUGCCCAUUUUGCUGCAAAGUACAUCCACUUUGUUUCUAUGCUAUGGAUGGUUGGACCAAUAUCUUUCAUAUAAUUAUUAACUCCAAUAAAAAAGACUUUA